Messenger RNA from Erythranthe guttata (spotted monkey flower), 2986 nucleotides. RefSeq lists its product as uncharacterized. Lineage: Eukaryota; Viridiplantae; Streptophyta; Magnoliopsida; Lamiales; Phrymaceae. Gene Ontology annotation, cellular component: cytoplasm. Gene Ontology annotation, molecular function: protein binding. The record is from RefSeq and is a predicted model, not a curated record.
UGGCCACAAUCAUUUCAACCUUCUCUCUCUAAUCUCUCUCAUUUAUAUUUCUUACUUUCUAUCAAAUAAAUAAAAUAAAUCCCCUUGGCAUUUAAUUUCCGUAAUCAGCUAAUAUUUCAUUAAUCUUUGAUUUAGCCAAUCGCAUGUAAUCAUCAUCGCCCUUGAUAUCAUUAUAAAUCUGACCUGCCGACUCCUUUCUCUUCAUUUUAGGGUUCCAGAACAAGUUAAUUAAUUGAUUUUCAACCAAUUUUUUUUUCUGUGCUCAUUUUUUCGUCACCAGGAGCUAUACUUUCAAGGCAAUCUGGCUUACAAGAGGCACCUGUCUCUUACAUGCAUAGUCGGAUUUGCGCUGUUCUUACAGUUGCAGAAGAUUUUCUUUCAGUCUGGCAGCUACAACAUCAUCUGAGGUUUCUCACACCUCUUACCAGGUGUGGGGCGCUAAUGAGAGUGUGAUUCUUUUGUGUGUUUUGAGGAGAUCAAGAUCAUCACAUGUAUGGAGAUUAUGCCGCACUUUAGAGGGUUUGUCUGUUGAUUAUGGCUAAGGUUUGCCUCAGUUUAGCCCGAGAAAGUGUUGCUGCUGUCUGUGAUUUGUUUUUUCAUAGUUGUUCAGACAAUGUUUGUUAGGAGAAUAGCCGUACUCGUUCGCCAGUUACCUUAAAUAUUGCAAUAAGAUUAGAUCUGAUGUGAACCAAUUGUGUCGUUUCGGAAAGAUGGUUAGAUUUUCAUGCUUUCAAGCUCACAUACUUACCCACCACCACAAAAAUAAGAGAACCGUUCAGCACUCUAGCGAAGCAAUGCAGAAGACUUUCGAAGAUAAAAUUUCUAGUUUAACAUCGGAAAAUAAGCCGUGCUUGAAAAAAGAGGGAGACAUGCAUAGUAAUAUUACCGAUCACGCGACUGAUUACUCUCCUAGUGAACAUGGUUGCAGAUCUGAGGAAAUCGAGGGCAAAUACAGUUCCGAUGGUGAUAUUAUUGUGCGCAAGAAUUCACUGAUUAAAAAAAGCCAAUCUAUGGGGAGUUGUUUGAAUUUGGAAGAGAGAUCCUCUGAUGCUGAUGGCUCGGAAGAUGUAACGGAGCAGAGAUUUUCUUACAAUGGAUCUGCGAAUAACAGCAGGGUAAAUGUUCAAGAUGGCGUCAAUAGUCAAGAACCAAUGCCCUCUAAUUCAGUUCAAGCUGGUUCCGAUUUUGCCAAGAAUAUAUCCAUAUUUUCUAUCGGAGAACCCCAACAAACCGAAAAAGAAGAUUCUGAUAAAGAUGAUACAUAUUUAUCGGGGGUGGUUGAUUCUGGUGAUAUUACUCCUCGUCCUGUUCUUGUGAAAUCAAGUUCUUUACCGAGGAUUGGGUCCCCUAACGGAAGCCCGACUUCCUUCUUAACACACGCAAGAUCUGCAGAUGAUCUGAAUACUUUAGAUUCUAUCAAGAAAGGCACAAAAGUAGGAAGACAAGCCCAAUUUGAAGAAGUAGAUACUUCAUUGUUCAACAACGAGAAGAACAUUAAUGGUGAAAUUCCUGCUGAUGGGGUUGACGAGACUUAUAACUAUCUCGGCUCAUCAAAAGACUGGAUAAUACCCGUGUCGAAUGGGGUAGACACAGGGAAAGGUAUACAAGAAGAAACUCCGUUUCACCAUUGGGAUGAAUUGCCAGCUAAGGAUUUUCGGUUAAAGCGCAUUCAAGAAUGGGUUGUCAACCUUCAGCACUGUGGCCCACUAGAGGAAUCUAACGAAUCUGCUCCGUACUAUGAUCAGGAGUUGUCAAAAGUCGAUCCUUUAUCAGAGGAAACCACCGCUCCAAAGACGGAAGUCAAAGUCAACCCCGGAAUGGAGGCAGCAAAGAGAUACAUCUCUUCUCUAAAUGCCUCGGCUACAGCAGCUCAGUUGACUAACCUUGGGUUGGUUGUGAUACCCUUUUUCAGUGCUUUUGUUAGCCUCAAAGCGCUCAAUCUAUCUGGAAAUGACAUAGUGAGGAUUGCUGCCGGUGCUCUCCCUCGAGGACUCCACAUUUUGAAUCUCUCAAAGAACAAUAUCUCCACUAUUGAAGGAUUGCGUGAUCUUACACGGCUCCGUGUGCUUGACCUUAGCUAUAAUCGGAUAUUAAGAAUUGGACAUGGUCUGGCGGCAUGUUCCUCACUCAAGGAGCUGUACUUGGCUGGUAACAAGAUAAGCGAGGUUGAAGGGCUCCACCGACUCCUAAAACUGAAUGUCCUCGAUUUGCGUUUCAACAAAAUCUCAACAACAAAAUGUCUGGGCCAAAUUGCAGCUAAUUACAAUUGCCUACAAGCAAUCAGCUUGGAAGGAAACCCUGCCCAGAAGAAUGUAGGAGACGAGCAGUUGAAGAAAUACGUGCAAAGCCUUCUUCCAAACCUCACAUACUACAACAGACAAUCUGUUAAAGUUGGGUCAACAAAGGACACUUCAGAUCGGUCGGCUCGAUUAAGCAUCGGCUCUCAUCAAAUGGAUCGUGGCCAUCGAUUGGAAGCGAAGUCCACCAGAAAGGGGGCACAUGGGAUCGUAGCUCAGAAGGUAUCUUCUUCUUCAAACCAUGGCAGGAAAAGUCAAGCAGUGCUGGCUAACUUACCAAAGUCCAACAGGAGUAGGUCAGGGGGGCGACUGCCCCCCACUGGAAUGAAAACGGCAACUCAGGGACAUGAGCUUACCGACCUGAGUAAAAGGGUUCUGAGCCUGAGGAAUGAUUUCUCUUUCCCACGAAGCCGAAGUGAAGGCAAUCUUGGAGGCCUUUGAAGUCGAAUUAUGGUAUUUGAUGUUGGGAUAUUUUUAUGCAUCUUUAUUUUCGGAUUCGGUUUGUGUCGGUGUUUGUGUGUGUGUGGUGGUGUGCUCUCUUUAGUUAUUUGUUGGGGCUUGAUUUUGGCUUGAACUAUAUGGUGGAGACUCUUUGAUUUAUGUUUCCUUAAGUUUGGUUUGCUUGUUGAAUGGAAACUGUUGAUGAGUUUCAUCCUUGUCAUCUUUAUUUAAAUAUUUUCAAUUAUUAU